AUGCAUCGCGAUAUGGCCUCGAUACGUAAAUACCUCGACACAAUUGAGGGUCUUAUCGAAGAUGUUGAUGAGACCGAGUCCUGCAUCGAGCCAUGCCCCAACUGCGAAGCACCAGAAGAUGUCACACAUUGUAUGUGUGGGUACAGCGCAUGGGCAAAGCAUCUGCAUAAUUUCUGGCUCUCUCACUUACUGCUAAAGGACGUCGGCCCCCGCGGUCACGGUGUUUUUGCGCGCAAGGUGAUUCACGACGCUACCAUUGUAGGAGAGUACACAGGCCAGAUCAUACCUUCCAAAGACGAUGGAACUCCAGCUCAUGAACGAGAUGCUUAUCGCGUCGGGAUCUCGAUCGGUAAACCAAAAUUUGACCAAACUCAGACACACGCAACAGCUUCUAUAGACGCUCUUCAUACCGGAGGUGUGACUCGCUUCAUCAACCACUCUUGCAAUCCGAAUACGGAAUUUGUAAAGAUGGUGUGUUCUUUGGAGCGUCGAGCCGUUUAUGUAGUCACAAAGCGAAAAGUCGCUAUCGGCGAAGAGCUGACACUAGACUACGGUCCGAAAUGGUUCAAGGGUGACCAGUACUGUCUUUGUAAUACGGCUGACUGUAGGAACCCACGUAAGAUAUCUGAGGAUGCCGAUGCAUCCGAGGUAAAGGUCAGCGAAGAUGAGACCGCGGACGAAGGUGGGGACGAGGAUGAUCCGGAGGAUGCCUCGACAGCGUCGGAUGAUAGCGCAAAUUCCAGCGAAGCAUCUGACAUAUAUGCUCAUAGCCCUGGUUUUUGA
Alternaria infectoria is the source of this 783-nucleotide messenger RNA. RefSeq lists its product as uncharacterized. Lineage: Eukaryota; Fungi; Ascomycota; Dothideomycetes; Pleosporales; Pleosporaceae. The record is from RefSeq and is a predicted model, not a curated record. Gene Ontology annotation, biological process: regulation of DNA-templated transcription. The transcript has 2 exons. Bases 1 to 783 code for a protein of 260 amino acids. Gene Ontology annotation, molecular function: histone H3K36 methyltransferase activity; protein binding. Gene Ontology annotation, cellular component: nucleus; chromatin.